Molecule: messenger RNA, 3700 nt
Organism: Epinephelus fuscoguttatus (brown-marbled grouper)
Lineage: Eukaryota; Metazoa; Chordata; Actinopteri; Perciformes; Serranidae
Gene: tespa1
Product: thymocyte expressed, positive selection associated 1
Exons: 14
Coding region: 719-2701 (660 amino acids)
Molecular function (GO): signaling receptor binding
Source: RefSeq, a predicted model, not a curated record
CCGUCCUCAGGCCAAGCCUGCAUCCACCCUACUGUGUGGAGUCACACACUCUGAUGUUAGAUGGGACUGUUUCUCUUUUAUUCAUUUCCAACCCCGCAUACACACAAACACACACCUAAUCAGGUCUGACAAUGUAUAGUUGGUGUCAGGGCACCAUCUGCUAAUUUCCCUUAGCAGAGGAAGAAGAGUUUAGAUCCUGAAGAAGAAGAAAUAAUAUCACAUUGAGAUCAUUUCUUUGAAAUGGACAUCGCUGUGUAAAAUGAUCUACAGUGACCUCUAGGAGAAUCACAGCCACGUGAAACAUUGCAGCCACAAACUAGAGACCUGGGACAUUCUCAGUGUGUAUGGCUUUCACAGGAUGUGUCACAGCUGCGUCCCACGCUGAUACAACCGCUGUACUUGAGCUGAGAUGUAAAGUCACUUCCUUCAGUGUGCUCAGGCUCCAUCUCCUGCGAUCAUCCGCGAUAAUUCAGCCACACGGAGCAGACAGAAAUUAACCAGAAACUCGUCAUCGCGAAGUGAUCACUGGGCUGAUCAGCCUUAAGGAGGCUGGAUGCAGAUUGAGAGUUUGCUGAAGGCUGCAGAUCACUGUCACAUUAUCUGCUCUGACUGCAGCGACAACAGGAAACCAGAGAAAGAGCGGCACUGGCAGAACUGAAACCUGCGUCCAUGAAGCUUCGACUCCACCAUAUUCCCUGACUGUCUGUGAACUGAGGCGAUGGACAGCCCGUCGCCCACAGAGAGGCGGCAAGCCUGGAUCAACAGCUGCCGACGCUCGCCCACUCUGGAGGAGCAGAUGUGCAGCCUCCGCUCGGCCUCUAUAGCUGACGAUGAUGUCUUUUCUGACGGAUGCUACACAGAAAAGAUUGAGAGCUGGUUCCUGGGUUGUGGGUCAGAGGCCUGCUCGGAAAAGACGGGUCAGCUGAGUUUGGAGUCUGCACUGAAAGUUGGCAACUUUGACGAUGAGCUGAGUCUUGGUGCUGAUGCUUCUUUGUUCAGUGGCGGAGAGAUUACAACUCCAACUGGCUUCGUACAGCAUCCUUUCUCCAAUGAAGGUCUUAGCACACUCACCAGUACGCCUCGUCAGGGACUAUAUCUGCCAUCACUGAACUUGGGCCACAGCAUGGCCUCCAGCUGCCUCUCCUCCUCCACCUGUAAAACUACAUCAAGUAUAUCGGAGGUCCUGCAGAUGUGUUCAGAGGAUGCAGAGGAGACGCUUUACGAGCUGGGUUUCGGCUGCGAUGAGCCGCAGGUCACUGUCCGCAUCCCUCCUCGCUUCUUCACCUUCCCCUCUAUGACUCAGGGCAUUAACUUCCGCCUCUUCCUGGACUCGCAGAUACGCCGGAUACGAGAGGAAGACCCCAGCCUCUCUCUUGCUAGUCGUUUCAGACAAGUGCAAGUGCUCACAGCAAUGGCCAACGCUUUCUACUCCCUCUACUCUCACGUGUCCCGAACUCCUCUACAGAAACUGGCCACACCAGAGUUCACCUUCUCCUCGUCUCCCGUGGAGAGGUUCGAACGGUUCAGGGGCAGCGUUCGCAGCGAGCCACGCUCUCCGGUGGAGAGACUGAAGGACACCGUCUCCAAGAUGUGUCUCUACACAGGCUCUCCUCGCGGCUCAGACUCCACCUCUCCGCAGCCCUCACCCAGCAAAAGGUCCAGCCUCCCUGAUGUUGUGGAUGUAGUCCUGGACAAAGUCAAGACUGGGGUGACCAAGAAACUGCAAAUGGGGGAAUAUAAUACAAGUAAUUCAGCUGUGGAUGACAGGCUAAUAAUGGAUGGUGAUAAAUUGUGUAACAGUGGGAGAGGGGAGCAAACACAGCAGGCUGUAGCAGACACAGACAUUCUUCGAAGCGGAGAUAAGAUCUGUCAGGAGAUGCAGGGCAGCAAACAGACUGAAAAUGUUGAUGCAGAUGAAAAAGCUGUCAAACCAGCAGACCUUGAAGGCAGGACUGAGAGUAUGAGAACAUCUCUAGCAUCAUCAUUGUCAGGAGAAACUGUGAUAGAAACAGAUCGUCAGUGUCUAUCAACUCACUGUGACACAAGGAAUGCUGAUCUGAAACCAGCUGCCAAGGUUACGUAUGAUGUAAUCUCCCCGCAGAUAGUCGAGAGUGUACACCAGGCGCCCUUCUGCUGUCAACACACACAUUGUCCAAAAGCAAAAGAUUUACCCCCUAUCUCCCCAGAGACAGAGAGCAUAGAUAGAUCACACCCUGGAUCCCAUGAACCUGAAACACAAACCCCUAUCUCUGAGCCUGAUGGCAGGCAGCUGGAUGCAUCUAGACCACUUCCUGUCCUGGCCCCCAGUGGUAGCUACACCCAGUGCUGCAUCACUGUGACCGGCUGGGAUGGGAAGGACGUCUCUUCCUGUCACUCCAUUACACCAGGUUCAGGUCUUACUUCAAUUGCCACACCUGUCCAGACAUGUGAGGAGUCAUUCAUCGAGGGGAAAAGACGAUACCUGAAUCCACUGAUACAUCGGGGCCUGGGGCACGACUCCAACAACCUGCAACAGGUUAACUCCUUUGAGCUGGAGGAGGUGCAUAGUGCAGGAGAGGAAGAUUUUGGAACAACAACCUCCCCAUUGUCCAGAAAACGUCGAUACAAAGGUGAGAUGGCUCGGGGCGACAGCGUGCAGUCAGACAGCAGCGGCUACGCAGAAGAAGAAGUCAGCCCCGCGUCAAACAUGACGAGCAGAUGACAGAAAACCUAGAACUCCGUGUAAACAACAUUGAAAUUUGUUCUCGACUGUGAACUUUUUCCUACACUGAAGAUUUGAGCCUCCAAGCAAGGAGGCCUCCAGUCAAACAGGCCUUAAAGAUUAAAGGGACAGUUCAACCUAAAAUCAAAAACACAUUUUUCCUCUUACCUGUAGUGCUAUGUAUCAGUCUAGAUUGUUUUGGUGUGAGUUGCUGAGUGCCAGAGAUAUCAGCUGUAGAGAUGUCUGCCGCCUCAUGACUAGAUAGCUUGUGGUGAAAAACUCAACAGCAAUGUCUCUUUCCAAAGAUCAUGACCCAGUUACUGAUAAUCCACAGACCUUGUGAGCAGUUUCAUGUAGGAACUAUUUUCUUUCGACCAAACUACUCCCACCUACCCUUUUACUGUGCAGAGGGAAGCAUGCAUCUACUGUUAGCUCACCUAGCACAACUGAGCUAGCUAACACCAUUAAUGUUUACAUCUCGUGCUAUCAUGAGCACGAGCCUCUUGUCCUUGAGUAGAGGCACACUUCCUUUUUCGUGGUGAUACGGCUGGAGAGUGUAGUUCAGUAGAAAUAAAGUAGUUCCUACAAGAAACUGCUCACAACAAGGUCUGUGGAUUACCUUGAUAACUGGGUCAUGAUUUCUGAAAACACAGCCCUGUUGAGUUUUCAAAUGUGCGUUUUUGGCGCUUUGAGCACCGCAAGCCAAGUGCCAUCUAGUUCCAUUAUAUUGGAGAGAAGGCGGACAUCUCUAUGGCCGAUAUCUCCAACACUCAGCCACUCACACCAAAACAAUCUAGGCUGAUAAACAGUGCCACAAAUAAAAGGAAAAAUAUGUAGUUUCGAUUUUGGGGUGAACUGUCCCUUUAAAGUGUCAUAGUACUUUAAGAGACUUGGUUACAUGUGAAACUUUCAGAGACUUAAGAAGCUUUUUUCCAGAGUUCCAGAUAUUGCAAUCCCCAGUACUCCUACUGAACACAGAAUAUUGUAAAUAAGUGAUGA